Messenger RNA from Penicillium canariense, 540 nucleotides. Its product is annotated as DUF4870 domain-containing protein. The coding region runs from base 1 to 540 and encodes 179 amino acids. The record is from RefSeq and is a predicted model, not a curated record. The transcript has 4 exons. NCBI's taxonomy places the organism in Eukaryota, Fungi, Ascomycota, Eurotiomycetes, Eurotiales, Aspergillaceae.
AUGAACUUCGCCCCGUACCAGGACGAGUCCCCGGAGACUGAGCGGGCCCUGUCGCCUCCACACCCUGACGGUCGCGUCAAAUCCCCCAACCUUCGGUCGCCGCGGGCUUCGGCCGACCUGCCAUCGCCGCGCCACUUCGUUGGAGGCGGAUACAGCAACACUGGCUUUGGACGAGAUGUGGAGGGUGGUCAUGUAAGCUUGGGUGCCUUUGAGACCAGCCUUCCUAUCCGCAUGGAUGUGGAAGCCGCACUGGCAUACCUGCUGCUGCCUCCGGCGGGAGGUCUAUUCUUGCUGUUGACUGAGCACAAAAGUGACUACGUGCGAUUUCAUGCCUGGCAGUCGAGCAUGCUCUUUGCGGUCAUCUUCAUAAUCCAUCUCAUCUUCGCUUGGAGCACCUUUAUCUCGUGGACUCUCUUUCUUAUCGACCUCAUCCUCAUGGGCUUCCUCAGCAUGCGCGCUUAUCGAGACGUCGACACCCUCGACCACUUCGAAGUUCCCUUCUUCGGCCGACUGGCUAAUUCUUUUGUUGAUAACGAAUAA